Messenger RNA from Penicillium canariense, 3693 nucleotides. RefSeq names its product karyopherin MSN5. Lineage: Eukaryota; Fungi; Ascomycota; Eurotiomycetes; Eurotiales; Aspergillaceae. The transcript is spliced from 7 exons. Gene Ontology annotation, molecular function: RNA binding; nuclear export signal receptor activity. The coding region runs from base 1 to 3693 and encodes 1230 amino acids. The record is from RefSeq and is a predicted model, not a curated record. Gene Ontology annotation, cellular component: RNA nuclear export complex; nucleus; cytoplasm. Gene Ontology annotation, biological process: RNA export from nucleus; protein export from nucleus.
AUGGCUGCCGAGGAGCUGUCGGAGGCUGGCAUGGCCGACAUCAUUCGUGCCUUGGAGGUCAUCCACAGCCCCACGUCGACAAAUGAGCUCCGCAAAGAGGCCUUGUCUUUUGUAGAGUCUCUGAAAGAUAACGAUGCGGCAGCUCGUAACGGCUUUCUGCUGGCGUCACGCGCAGACCACGCGCCUGUGGUACGGUACUUUGGCCUGACUCUGCUAGAUCACGUCCUGCGCCAUUUGUCGUUCACCAACCCCGAGGAAUCCACGAACCUCAGAUCGAUAAUCCUCCAGCUGGCCGAGAACAUUCGACCCGAGGACCCGAGCUAUUUCCGCAACAAGAUCCCGCAACUAUGGUCGGAAGCUGCCAAGAAGAGCUGGGGCUUGGAUUGGGUGGAUAUGGAUGAGGCGCUUGUCAAGUUUUGGGACGUGUCUCUGGUACACAAUGAGUUGGUGCUCUCUGUGCUUGAGACCUUGUCGGAGGAUGUUUUUUUCCGCGAGGAUACAGUGUCGUCUUUGCGAGGUUCUGAGCUCAAUCGCGCGCUCGUGGAGAUUUUCACUCCCUCCACAAUUGUUGAACAGAUCAACCCUGAUAAGAACACAAAUGCCGCUCUGCGAUGUGGCCUAGAGGGCUGGCUGGUGCGGAUCUGCGAAUUCCUGGACAAUUGCGUUCAGAACGUUUCUACCUCAAGUCAAGCACGCGAUGCGGCUGUUAAAGCCCUGACGACACUCAGGUCUGCACUUUCUUGGUCAAUCUACAAAGCCGUGGUUGCUGGGCAGGUUGUUGCUAGUGUUUUCAGAGCCUUGACCUGCCAAGAUGACCAAGUUUUGUUGGCCGCAAUUGAGGCAUUGCAUGCGCUUUACGGAAGGAACAACAUGGGGAAUGAGGAAUCCCACGGCCUGGUAUGCCUGAUUUUUGAGAGCGAGUAUCUCAACACUCUUCAAAAUCUAUACCAGUGGUCCAUUGUGGGCCCAGAUGAUGUCGAUGAGCCGAAAUAUCUGAUUUCCAAGAAGCUCUCGGAGAUGCUUUCCUAUGUUGCUGGAUGUCUGGAAGACGAGAGAUUCCUCCGAGACACAAUGCACCGUUUGGACCUCCCACCAUUCUUCAACUUCAUGUUGAACGUCAUGCAGCACCAGAGCUUGACUGUAUCUAUCCCCUGUCUACAUCUCUGGUCAAGGCUUCUGGGUGUUCAGAGAAUUGGUACCUCCGAAUUUGUCGUGAACCAGACCCCAAUCUUCCUGAACGUCUGCACCCAACGUUUGAUACGCUGGGAGUCCCUCCCAACUGAGUCGGAGGAUCCGACGAUCCAGUUCCUGAUUGAGGACAUUGACACAAUCCCAGAGCGUCACGCAUUUCUCGGCAACUAUCGCCGGUACUGCUCGUCGAUCAUUGAGACCAUUACCCAGAAGCGUGCGCAAGAAGCGGUGCGUGAGAUUCUUGGACGAGUAGACGAGAAUCUAGACAAUCUGUACAGUGGAGUUGAGCCAUUCCAAAUGCACAACUACAACAAAUCAUCUGUCACACUUAUGCGCGCGGAUGCUCAAUUCGCGGUUGUCGAAGCAGUCGUUAAGGGCUUCAACAAGUGGAUUGAGGCGCACGGCAAGGCACCCCAGCAAGAUCAGGAACAGGAGCGGAAAGAAUUGGAAUUCACAGUGGAGAGCUGGGCUUCUAAGCUAAUGCAAAGGAGUUAUGAGGAUCCGGUUUUGAAGCAGAAAGUCAUCAAAUUGGUGGUUGACAUCUCUUCUAAAGCACUGGACAACCACCCCGCAUUUGCGUUGAAGGUCCUUGAGCACAUUCUCAUGACACGCCUUCCGGAUCAGCCUGAGUAUCCCGUCUAUUCUGAAGCUGUGAAGGAAUUGCAUGGGCUGGCUAGCCACGAACUCCGUCGCCUCGCGAUCCGUUAUGCUGACUACUUCUCCACGUUCUACGAUCUGCUCGAGCCGAAGAUCAGGGAGAUCACAGUAGCCAACCGAGUGGACGAUAAACUCCAAAUGGAGCUGACAUCCAUUCUGCUGAUUAUCAUGCAACGCGCGAACAAUCUUGAUCCAAACCUCCGCCAUAGCCGGCUAGCUGGCUUCCUCGCCCCCAUCCGAGACGCAUGGCAGGAUGAUGAUUUCCGCCGCAUGAGCUCCUCAUUCGAGGGAUUCUGCGCCAUGCUGGGACUGGAGAACGUGGGUUCCUACAUGCAAGCCAAGCAAGCGCAAAAGCUCGCAGAUUGGUCUUCAUUUACCUUGGAUAACGAGGGAAAGCUCGUUCAGGAAGAAAUGACAAAGAAGUUCCAGAUGCUCCCGUUGCGUGGUACUAAAACCAUGCUGGCGGUGUCCACGGACAAGCUGAAGAGAAACUCUCCCGCAUAUCAAGUUGCUUGUGAUAUGUGGCAAGAGCUGAUUCCUCAGAUUCUUCCAACUCUGGUUCAACUUCUCACCAAUGCCCAUGCCUUCCAUAACCCGGCCAAUUGGACUGUGAGCGAUGACAUGCGGGCGGUAGUUGAGCGCAUCCUGACCGAUAGAUUUUGGCAAGCUGGAAUUUCUAGCGGUAGCCGUGAUGACUUCUAUGCCAAAAUUACCGCAUCUAAGGCGACCCUGGAGGGCUUCGCGUCGUCGGUUCGAGGCAAAAUCAGAGCAGUUCGCGAGUCAUGCUAUUCGAUGCUUUUCAGUAUGAGCAGGCUGCGUCAUCAAUUCUAUGGGUUUGCUGAGCUCCCAGGGCCUUUGUCUGCGGCUCUUUUCAAGGAUGCUGAGCACCUUUCUUCCCACCAAUUCUCUGUUUUGCUCAAUAUAUCUCGCUGCCUAAUCGACGAUUGUCCCGUUCAAUACCGCGCACAAUUCUUGCCUCCAAUGCUAGCUACCCUGUUCCAGAGCAUUGAUCGCAAGAUCACAACUGAAUGGGAGUUGAUCGAGCAGCGAAAGACUGGUGGCUUAGACGGUGACCUUACUGAUGAGAUGAAGUCGGAGAGUGUUCUUCGUCAGUUGACGUAUGCUGCGGUUAUUAUGGUUGCCAGUUUGUUCGAUCCGCAAAGAGGAGAUCCCGAUCGAACAGAGGCAGAUCCCAGUGCGCCGCAGCCGACUCCUGACCCCUCUGACUCGAUUCGUCAUUUUGUUCUCUCCUCGCCGGAGAUCUUCGAACCAGUCAUGCUCUUCUGCACCCAUGCUCUCCGUAUGCGCGAUACCCGGUGCUGCAGUAUUAUUACUCGCGUGGUCCGAUCCAUCCUAGCGGACUUCGCGCCCCCGAACAAUAGCCAAACGACGGUUACCAUCCGCGAAUUCAUCUGCACAGAUGUGUUGCAGGCAUGCAUCACCUCUGUGCAUGAAUCUUAUUUCGUCGAUAUGCAAAAGGACCUGGCGCAGCUCAUCGCGGCCAUUUGGGUCCUCUACGGCUCCUGCAGCUCGACGCCGCGGUCUACAUUCCUCUCUCUCCCUGGUAUCUCUGAGGAGAAGGUUGCACAAACAGAGAGCGCUCUCCAACGGUGUACAUCCCCGCGCCAGCAGCGUGCUUUGAUCCUCGAGCUCCUAGAACCUCUUCGGGGAGUGAGCAUUGCUGAGCAAGGCAAGAUUCUUGGCUCCCGCGAGGAACGCCGCAAGGCGAGAAGCGCGAUCCAGGAGAGGUACAUGACCAAUGAGAUGGAGACGCAGCAGGAGAAUCAUCGUGUUGAUAUCAAUGACGGUCCUGAUCUCUCGGGCGUUGCUGAUAUGUUUGGAUAA